This is a messenger RNA of Aphidius gifuensis, 3133 nucleotides long. RefSeq lists its product as uncharacterized. The record is from RefSeq and is a predicted model, not a curated record. The transcript is spliced from 4 exons. Lineage: Eukaryota; Metazoa; Arthropoda; Insecta; Hymenoptera; Braconidae. The coding region runs from base 624 to 2423 and encodes 599 amino acids. Gene Ontology annotation, molecular function: RNA polymerase II cis-regulatory region sequence-specific DNA binding; DNA-binding transcription factor activity, RNA polymerase II-specific; protein dimerization activity. Gene Ontology annotation, biological process: regulation of transcription by RNA polymerase II.
AAUUCACAAACACAUAUAUACAAAUAUAUACACAUGUAUAUUAUAAACUAAAUUUAAUAGAGAUACAUGCGUAAAAUUUUAAGUUUGUAGUGGUUUAGUAGUAGUCUGUAGUUGUCCGGUAGGACUGUAGUCAAGAGAGAACAUCGGCGUGGCUCACAUAAAGUACACCUCUGUCCUAUCCGGCCAUUAAAAAAAAUUUAUAAUUUCUUAAUAUUGCAUGAAAUAUUGCAAUAUUGUUGAUUUUAAAAUAAUAUAAUAAUACGUAAUAAUGCAUUUUAUUGUGAAUCGUGAUUUUAUUAAAGUGUGUUUUAUUGUAAAUUGUGACGACAAUGAGCAUUUAAUGAUUAAAUUACACCGAAAUAUAAGAACAAGCAUAUAGUCAGUGGUGUUGAGUGUCAUUAUCAUUAUACAAGUGCCAUUAAAAAAUUCAGAUUAUAUUUUAACACUGAAAUAAUAUCAGUAGUUUAAAAAAAGAAUAUAUUUAUAUGUGAUCAAACGUUUAAUUUUUAUAUAUUUUAACAAACGAUUAUUACUGUGUUAGUUUUGAGUGAGAUUGCUGAACGUUUACGUGGACGAACCAACGCUUUUUUUUCUUUUCGUCUCUUUUUUUUUUUUUAUAAUAUAUGGAGUACACUCAUACUUGCAGUAAAAUGGCCCUCGCUGAUGUUGCAUUUGAAAGCGUUAUUAAUGAGAAAAUAAUGGAACAAAUUGAUAUACCUAUGUUUACUGAAGAUAUGCAUUUAUUGUCUGAUGCAUUUUUCAAUGAAUUUGAAUUUGAGACUUUUCAAUUACCUGAUGUAGCUGAGCCAGUAACGCAAGGACCACCAGGUCCUCCAGGUAUUUUGCGUCAUGAUUGUAUGUGGAAUGGUACAUGUAUUGAUAAAGAUCAUGAUUAUAAUUUUCGAAAUCAUUGUAAAGAAAGAAAUCAAAGAUCUAAUAAAGCAAAUAGCAAUAGAUCUUUAUUGAUAUCAAAUUCAAAAAUUGAAAAAAGAAAAAAUACAACAACUAGUAUUAAUAAACAAACAAUUAAAAAAAUGUUUAACAAUAAGCAAAAUGAGUAUAAUUGUCAAACUUCAGAUGGUGAACUUCCAGAUACACCACCUGAUUCUGAUUCUGAUAAUGAAAUACCAUCAUUUAAACAUGAAAUAAAUAUCAAUGAAAAAUUAUCAGAAUGUAUGAAUGAAUUUGAAGAGCUAUUUUCAGUUAGUGAAGUUACUGGACAAAGUAUUGUUUAUGAAACUGAUAAUAAUAAUAACAAUAACAAUCGUUAUUUUGGUGGUAGAAAAAUGAUGAAUAUUUCAGAACAAGAAAUGAAUAAUGAUAAUGAAACAAGUGAUGAAGAUGAUGAUGAUGAAGAAGAAGAAGAUAGUGAUGAUCAUGAUGAAGAAGAAGAAGAAGAACAAGUCGAGGAGCAAGUAAAAAAUAUAAAAACAUCAACAAAUGAAAAUAUUAAUUCUGCAAUCAUUCAAAAUAAUAAAGAAAUGCAACAAAAUACAUUGAAUGAUCAUUGUUAUUAUACACAAAAUGUAAAUACAAAGAAAUUCGAUAAUUUAGGUGUUUGUACACCAUCUGAUUCAGAGGAAGAAAUUGAUGUUGUUACAUUUGAAAAACCAAGUAAACCUUCUUUGCCAACAUUUCCAAGUAUAGCUGAACAAAAAAGUUUCCAAAUGACUGUUAAUAAUGCAUUAAUAAAACCAGCACCAAGGCCACGUGGUAGACCACCAUUAAACAGUAACAAUAAUAACAACAUCAACAAUAAUAUAAAUAAUAUAAAUAAUAAUAUCAUCAACAUCAAUACUAUCAACAACAUCAAUAGUAUCAACACUAUCAAUAAUAAUAAUAACACCAACAUUAUUAAUAACAACAUCAUCAAUAAUAACAACAACAUCAUCGUCAACAAUUAUAAUAAUAAUAAUAAUGCAAAUUCUCGUAAACGUGUUGUUCAAGAACAAAAACAAAAUAAAAGAGCUAAACAAAGUAAUCCAUAUCAACGUAAACCAAAAGUUGAAAAGAAUAUUCCAAUGAAUAAAUUACCAAUUAUUGAGCCAAUAAUAUAUAAACAAGAACCAAUAUUUAAACAAGAGCCAAUGAAUGAUUAUGAAGGAAAUGAUUUUCAUUCAGAUGAUGAGCCUGAAACAGAUAAAAGAAAUCUUCAUAAUAAUAUGGAACGUCAAAGAAGAAUUGAGCUUAAAGAUUCAUUUGAAUUUUUACGUCGUCUUGUUCCAGAUCUUAUUGAAAUUGAUAAAGCACCAAAAGUUAAAAUAUUAAAUACAGCUGCUAAUUAUUGUGAAAAAUUAACAGUUAGAUAUAAUGAAUUAGAUUAUCAAAAACGUGAAUUGGUAAAAACACAAUUAAGACUUAAAGAAACAGUGAGUAAAUUGAGACGAACUAUGUCGGAAAGAUUUUUAGGUAGAGCUCAUUAGUAGAUUUUUUCUUUUUGUUUUUUUUUUUUAUUUUAAUUGUUUCAUAUAUAUUUUUCUUUUUUUUUAAACUUUAAUUUUUGAUUUACAUGAAAGAACUGAAAAGUCUCAAUAAUUUAAUGCAUUUUUUGAUAUACGUAAUUAUUAUUAAUGAUGUAAUAUUUGUUUAUAUAAUUUUUAAUCUCAAAUACGAGACAACUUUUUACAAUACACGAUAUAAGACUUGAUUUGUGAAGAAAAAAAAAAUAAUAAUGAUGAUAUACAAUUAAUGAACAUAAAAAUUUAUCAUAUUAAAAAGCGAAAAAUGAAAAUCAAUUUUAAUAAAAUUGAUUAAAUAAUUUGUAAUAUUCGGAAAUUGAAAAGAAAAUAAUUCAAAAAUUAAUUUUGAUAAUUUUGUAAAUGAUAAUGAUGAUGAUAUGAUGAUUUUUGUUCAUGGAAUGAAUGUAUAGAUUAUUAUUACACUGAUGAUGCGCUGAAAAAUGUAUUUUUGUUAUACAAAAAUAAUUAGUUUUUAUACUCUAUUCACAUUGAAGGUGAAAUAAGUUUUAAUUAUUUUUUUUUUUUUUAAUUAUUUCUAUUACAGUUAGUAAGAUAGAUGAAUGAUUGAGUUAAGCAUUUAUAAAUAUAAUCCUGGCUUUGAUUGAGUUUAUCAAUAAAGAAAGCACAAUUUUUUUUUCCUUUUUUUUUUAUAAUAUUACAAUUUUUUAUAACCC